Messenger RNA from Zea mays, 1252 nucleotides. RefSeq names its product ethylene-responsive transcription factor 8. The transcript has a single exon. Bases 391 to 1053 code for a protein of 220 amino acids. Lineage: Eukaryota; Viridiplantae; Streptophyta; Magnoliopsida; Poales; Poaceae. The record is from RefSeq and is a predicted model, not a curated record. Gene Ontology annotation, molecular function: DNA-binding transcription factor activity; DNA binding. Gene Ontology annotation, biological process: regulation of DNA-templated transcription.
GCCUAGCCGCCCACGCCUUGGACGUGAAGCAUUUUUUUUUCUUGAUCGAAGCCGCCGGUCCCCUCUCCCCAGGUUGAGCAAUUUUCCACUCCACCGUGGGGGAGCGGAAGCGAAAGCAGUCCUCCUGCCGAAUCGUAACGCAGCCACGCUAAAAGACGAGGGACGGCGGCGGCGCGGUCAGUCAAACCGCUCCCUGGCAGCGCCUUGCCGCUCCGCAAGGCCCGGCCCGCUCUCCCCAUUGUUGCCGCCCUUUUUAACCACCAGUACACCACCUCCUCCUCCCACCGCUAUUAAAGUCCCGUCCGCGGCUCCGCCCUCCUCUGUGUCUUCCUUCCACCUGAAAACCCAACCCACACGCUCGCGCCUCCGCGAAGAAAAACACCGAGGCCCAUGGCGCCGAGAACGUCAGAGAGAGCGAUGACAUCGGCGGCCGCGGGGCUCGCGCGUGGCGCCGGCCCGCACUACAGAGGCGUCAGGAAGCGGCCGUGGGGCCGGUACGCCGCGGAGAUCCGCGACCCGGCCAAGAAGAGCCGCGUGUGGCUCGGCACGUUCGACACGCCCGAGGACGCCGCGCGGGCCUACGACGCCGCCGCGCGCGAGUACCGCGGCGCCAAGGCCAAGACCAACUUCUCCUUCCCUGCGUGCCUGCCGCUCGCCGCCGCGGACGUGGCCGGCGCCUGCCGGAGCGGCAACAGCAGCAGCACCACCACCACCACCACCGUCGACUCCUUCGGCGGCGACGUGCAGGCGCCGCCCAUGCAGGCCAUGCCGCUCCCACCGUCCUUCUGCGCCACCGGCGCCGUACGCUUCCCUUUCAGCAGCUACCCCGUGACGCACCCGUAUUACUUCUUCGGGCAGGCGGCAGCAGGGUGCCAUAUGCUGAAGCUGCCACCGACGACGGUGACUGUGGCUCAGAGCGACUCAGACUCCUCGUCGGUCGAGGAUCUGUCGCCGUCGCCGUCGCCGUCGCCGCCGGCCGCCGUGUCAGCGACGAGAUCCGCCACGUUUGAUCUCGACCUCAACUGCCCACCGCCGGCCGAGGCGGAGGCAUAGUCGCGGAGUUUUGCUGAAUGACUGCCUGUAGUUUCUUCCUUUCUUUCGUCUUUUAUCCGUAGAGAGAAUCGGUAGGCUUAGGACCCCUUUGUAUUCACACGGUGUCACGGCCACACCUCCGAACUCUGGUACUCUGAUAUUUAGAGUGAAACUACGAACACGUGGUUUAAAUGGUUCAAAGUUAACUCUAUAUGGUUUA